AUGGGAAUACAGGGUCUUUUGCCCCAGUUGAAAUCGAUUAUGGUGCCAAUCCACAUCAAGCAGUUCGAGGGUUGCAAUGUAGCGGUCGACACAUAUUCUUGGCUCCACAAAGGUGCCUUAUGUUGCAGUACCGAGCUUUGCAAAGGGGUACCUACAUCCAGACACAUUGAGUAUUGCAUGCGCAAAGUAAAUUUGCUGCGGCACUAUGGUGUUAAGCCUAUUCUUGUAUUUGAUGGAGGCCUUCUACCAAUGAAGAGCGAACAAGAGAACAAGCGUGCAAGGGCGAGAAAGGAAAAUCUUGCACGUGCUGUUGAACUUGAGUCACAUGGAAAUUCUACUGCUGCUUUUGAGUGCUACCAGAAAGCUGUUGAUAUCUCACCUCUAGUUGCAUGUGAACUAAUUCAGGUGUUGAAGCAGGAGAAUGUGCCUUAUCUUGUUGCUCCUUAUGAGGCGGAUGCCCAGAUGACAUUCUUGGCAGCUAGCAAACAAGUUGAAGCAGUUAUAACUGAAGACUCUGAUCUUAUACCAUUUGGUUGUCCAAGAAUCAUCUUUAAAAUGGACAAGUUUGGUCAAGCUGUAGAAUUUCAGCAUUCCAUGCUACAAAAGAACAAAGAGCUUAGUUUUGAAGGGUUCACCCGCCAAAUGCUUCUUGAAAUGUGUAUAUUGAGUGGUUGUGACUAUCUGCAGUCCUUGCCAGGUGUGGGUCUCAAAAGGGCUCAUGCAAUUAUCAAGAGGUUCAAAAGUUAUGACAAGGUUCUUAAGCAUUUGAGAUUCAAUGGAGUUUCUGUUCCUUCCUCUUACGAAGAAUCAUUCAAGAAGGCUAUAUUGACUUUUCAAUAUCAACGAGUUUAUAAUCCAAUCAUUGAAGAUAUUGUUCAUUUGUCUGAUGUACCCGCUGAUAGUGUUGAUGACUUAGACUUCUUAGGACCAUCAAUGCCAAAAGAAAUAGCGCAAGGAAUAGCAAAAGGGGAUCUUGAUCCAUUUACUAAAAUGCCAUUUCAGGUAGAGAAUUGUACUGCUGGACUGGCAAUGGAGAGGGCUUCAGAAAUAAAAACAUCACAUUCCAAGAUCACAAAGAAAAGAAUAGAUUUACCUGUGCAGAAGAAUGUUUUAACCAAGUAUUUUUGUUUUGCAUCUCUUGAAGCAAAAAGAAAAUUCAUAGCACCUCGGAUGUCACCUACUGCUACAGAUCAAAGUACAGUGGGCUCCUCUUCUGUCAAUUCCCAGGACCAUGAGACUUUGGAAACUGCUUCUGCUAAAACAAAAAGCUCUGCUGCAUCCUUAGGUGACUCUAAAAUUUUGGCUAAAGUACCUCCUGUUAAUAACUAUGUUGAAAAUAGGCUACCCACCAAAUUUUUAGAGUUGAUGGAAUCUUCACGUUUCAACAUGGCAGAUGAGAGGUGGAAAAAUCCCGAACAUACUAUACUGCAACAGCCCAUAGAGCCAAUUCAUAAACCUUGUCUGGGAUUGAAUAAGGAGAAUAAGGAUACGAAUGUCAAAGAUACUAUUGAGAGAAACACUAUAGGGGCUACAAGAAAGGUCCUUGUAAGGAGUCCUUAUUUUCAGCAUAAACAAGCAGAAAAAGAUAAUUGUGACCAAAAGCCAGAUUGUUUGGUCGAAGAUGAUUUUGCCAUUGGUGAGCAUAAAAAUACCGUACUUGACAGUGGUUUAGACAAAGUUGAAGAUACUUUUGAGGGAACGACUGCGGAGGCAACAAGAAAGGUCAUUGCAAGGAGUCCUUGUUUUCAGCAUAAGCAAGAAGAAAGGAAUAACUGUGAGAGAAAGCAUGAUUGUUUGAUCAAAGAUGAUGUUGCCAUUGGUGAGCAUAAAAAUACUAUAUCUGACAGUGCUUUAGGCAAAGCUGAAGAUACUAUCGAGAGGGAGACUACGCAAGCAACAAGAAAGGUCCUUGUAAGGAGUCCUUUUUUCCAGCAUAAACAAGUAGAAAGCAUUGAUUGUCACCAAAAGCAAGAUUGUUUGGUCAAAGAUGAUGUUGCCAUAGUUGAGCCCGUAAAUACCAUAUCGGACACCCAUAUGAUAAAUAAAGUCCUGAAAAGGAAGAUAUCUGCUGACAGUGCUCAAAGUGAAAACCUGCAGCCGGGCAACAUGGAGUCUGCCUCAACUCUUCCUGACCAUGGUUGUUGUCAUCAAAAUUCCGAUAGAACAUCUACAGAGGGGAAUUCUGAAGAGAAGUUUGGUGCAAAUAUUUCCCACCUAGACCAUUACUCAAAAAUAUCAGAGAAAUCUUUAGAAAAAUUUACCUUAAUGUUAUCAUCCUUCAGAUACACCUCAUCUGGUUCUCGUGCCAGCGGUCUCCGUGCUCCUUUGAGGGAUGUUCAGAACACUUGUAACAGUAGGCCAAAAGCUGUGGACAUCGAACAGUUUGCAUUUGCGCCGAAAAAACAAAAGACUGACAGAGUAAGUCGGUGAGGCUAAUUCAAGUUUAAGCAGAGCUGUGAUUGGCUAAGGUUUAUGCCAUCUAUGCAGCCAUGGCAUUGACCUAUAUUGGAGCUUUUUUUCAUUGGCAACAGCGAGUUAGAUUGCUGAUCUAACCUCCCAGUUGAGUGCGAUUUCUUUUCCUAUAAUCACACAUUUUUGAAACAAUUUGGCUUCAGCUCAUCAUUAAAAAGUGGAAGUAUAUCAUAUCAUGCUUCCACCUUCCUGAUUGAUUGUACUCAUUAUCCACAGUUGAGUGUACAUCUUACCAUUUCGGUUGUAUAUUCAUUUAUAAAUACUAUACUGAUCGGUUUAAAAUAGAAAAUGAAGUUAAUUUUCUUUUC
Molecule: messenger RNA, 2780 nt
Organism: Neltuma alba
Lineage: Eukaryota; Viridiplantae; Streptophyta; Magnoliopsida; Fabales; Fabaceae
Product: exonuclease 1
Exons: 14
Coding region: 1-2430 (809 amino acids)
Molecular function (GO): DNA binding; 5'-flap endonuclease activity; metal ion binding
Source: RefSeq, a predicted model, not a curated record